AUGAUCACCAAUUGCAACUGCCUGAAGGGUCCAUCUCGUUUCUCUGAAUUUCAAAUUCUUCUUGACUUUCACAAACCUAAUAUCAUCCUCGGCUGUGAAUCAAAGCUUGACUACGAAGUGCCAACCUAUUCAUUCUUCCCGCCCAUCUAUUCCGUGUUCAGAAAGGACCGAAAUCGUAAUGGGGGAGGUGUGUUCCAGGCGAUUAAGUCCGAAAUCGUUUGCGAGGAAAUGCCUAACUUUGGAAAAGAUUGCGAAAUCCUCUGGUCAUCAUUUAAGAUUUCGUUAACUGUGAAACUCUCUACCUAG
This is a messenger RNA of Porites lobata, 306 nucleotides long. The record is from the annotation of a GenBank genome assembly. Lineage: Eukaryota; Metazoa; Cnidaria; Anthozoa; Scleractinia; Poritidae.